UUCGCUCGCCCUUCUUCCGAGGUUUCGUGCAGCUGCCCGCUCAGAAUAGUUCCAGAUGUGGCCAUGUUUAGUUUGAUCUUUGAAGUUUUCGCUCAUCGUCUCAUAACUGAUACAUUUUUAUACAAUCUGCUGACAUAGUAAUACGCUCUGUCCGACCAUCGUACUUUUCGCCUGCUUGCGACUAGUCUCGUUCAUAUAAUACAUAUGUUCUUCUUUUGGCUGAGAUAAAAAUCUCUAACGCGGAAGUACACGAGAUACGUAAACGCUGUCAUCCAUUCAGGAGACAGGAAUCGCGGAGUCCGUGAAUUUCUAUUCGAUAAUUUAAUAUCGUCAGUAACCAGACCCGUGUCUGAUUGAUUCAUAGUUCCAAAGAAAAUUAAUUUGUCGCUCCCUUUCUCUCUCUUUUCCGAUAACUUAAUAAAACAAAAAGAGAGAGCCGUUAUCGAAUUUACGAAGUCGGGAUUCGUCAAAGUGGAAAGGCUACGCUUUAUACAUUCUUCGAGGCUUCGGUUGUAUUAUUCGGAGAAAAACGACUUUUCCUUUCUUUUUCGUUAUAAAAGUUACAAGAAACGUACGCGUAUUUAAUUUUCUCAUAUUUAAUUAAAUCAUACGGGGAGAAACUAAAACGCCCACAAGCUUAUCGUUGGUCAGCCAUAUGCCACGUCAAGCCAGAAUGACGUUGCAGUGGUAAGAUCGCGCCAUUGAACGAAAUUACAAUAGCCCAAGAAAGGAGAAGCUAUACAAGUGAAAUACGUACUUCACCGAAUGUAAAAGUGCAAUAAUACUAUAAUAACUGGAUAAAAUAAAACAAAUAAGGCUUUAGUACAGAAUAGCUUAUUGUGUUAAGGCGAGAAGAAUAUUCGAGAGAAAAAAAACAGGGGCGUAGCCAAGCUGCAAAAAAAAAGGCGAAAAACGUUAAUAUAAAUCUGAUACACAUUUUGGUUGUGGCGGCAGGCGCACGCGCGCGCGCAAGAAAGAGAAAGAGAAACGGAGAGACACGAAAUAUAUUCAUUCUGUAGGCUAAUUUGUGCUCAAUAACGAGUAUUUUGAAAAUUUUCAAAUGCUAGAAUUCAGGCACGCGAUUAUUUCGCAAGCAAAGAACCAUCGAGUGUGGUCGCGUCAAUCGAUCGAAUGAUCAUCGUCGGGCCACAGUGCUAUAUCAUACGGUACAAAACACGAUCGAUCGGGACAAAACAAUGGCAUUAGAGAGUGUUUCCGCGGCUGAGACUCUAAUCCAAAGCACCAAUGAUGAUGAUCUAGAGGAUGGAGAAAUUCCAUCUGAUGAAGAUGAUGAGCCUACACCACCACCACCGCUACCACCACCACCACCACCACUAAAUGAUGAUGCGACUAAAAAUUCAUCAAAAACAGAUACAUCAAAAAAUAAAACUUUUGAUUCAAAGUUUAGUAAAAAUAAGAAAUCAAGUGUUCAAGGAAGUAGUAAGCAUGAUAGGUUUUUGAAAUACAAAAGCCCAACUGAGGAUUGGGCUGGGGAUGUUGAGAAAGCAAUUAGAGCAGCCUUAGAAGAAGAUAGUAGUAGAAGCCAAGACUCAAAGUCUAAAAGUAAAAAUACCAGAAGUAAGAGUAGGAAAAGAAUACGUGAUGAAAGGGAAGAAGAUCGUAAUAAGGAUCAGAAGAGACGAAAAGUAAGCGAUGAUGAAAAUAUUAACGAAGAUGAAGAUGAAAUGUUAUUUGUUAGAGGUGCUUCACCUGUUAGAAAAGAUUCUCAAGAGAAUAGUUCUCCAAGACAUACAAAUGAACAUGAAAAUUUUGAUAGCAAUUCAGAUUAUGAUGAGAGACCUAGUGUAAAUCGACAUAGGGAUAAUGAUAACAAGCGUAGCAAUACAAGAGGAGGUGGAGGUGGAGGAGGACGCAGAGGUGGUAAAAAUGAACGUGGAGGUAAAAAUAAAACUCGAGGUCAAAUGCGAAACGAUAGAAAUGGACGACGGAAUCAGAACAAUGAUCACAAUCAAGAUCCGGACGCUAUUUGUGUUUAUUACAUGCAAGGAAAAUGUCAUAGAGGGGAUGAUUGCCCUUUUUCGCAUAAUGCUUUACCCCCUAGGAAAAUGGAACUAUGCAAAUUUUAUUUAAUGGAUUGCUGUGCAAAAAGAGACAAAUGUCUUUACAUGCAUCAUGAUUUUCCAUGUAAAUUUUUUCAUACAGGAUUGAAAUGUAAUCAAGGAGAAAAUUGUAAAUUUUCCCAUCAACCUUUAAACGAACAGGUGAAAGGAAUUUUAUUAAAACAUUUAGAAACAGCACCAAAGGAAAUUCUUGGAGAUUUUCCACGUUUAAGUAGGGAAGGAGCAAUGUUAAUGAUAAAUAAAACAGCAAGAACAUUAGCACAGGGUCAGGAAGUAACGAAUCAAAAGAUUCCAAGUCUUUUUGACUUAAAUGUACCUGCACCACCGACUACUACCAUUACCACCACAAUUACCACCACCACCACCACCAGUACCACAGAAAAGAAUAAUGAAAAAGAAGAAAAAGACGAGCAAACGUCUCAACAUAAAAAUAUUAGAGAAAGAAAACCAUCUGGCAAAAAGACUCGAUGGGGUUCCGACGAGGAUAGAGUUCCAUAUGAACAAAUCAUGUUAUUGCAAUCAGCCAAUGAGUUUGGUUUACAGCUUCCUAAUGCUGCAUUGGGUUUAGCAACUCAACAGCAGUUACAGCAAAAAUCAGUGAUAUCGCAAUCCAUGCCAAGCAUGGAUUUCUAUACUGAAAAUAGUAAUUCUGAAUCAAAUAAAACUAUAAACAAAGUACGAGAUAGAGAAGACUUUACAAAAGACGUAGAAGAGGAUGAAAUUUUGGAACAGGCAAAAAAGAAAGGUACUUCGAUACUUGAAAAUUCGAAGGAUGUAGAUUUAAGGCAGCUGUUAAAAGCUUCGAAGAAACCACCACCUGUUGUUAGUAUAGCUGACGAGGUAGCAAAUCUUACUAAAUCGAAAUUUGAUGAAGAAAGUGAUCAAGAUGAAGAAACGGAUCUUGUUAUAGAAAUGCCAACCGAAGAAGAGGAUAAAUCGAAAGAUAAGGGCACAGAUCAAGAAGAAACAAAUACAAUUAAUGACGAAGUUAACAAUCAAGAUAGCCUUUUAUCUCGUACAGAAGAACAGGAAGUACCGGCUCACUUACCAAAAAAGGCUCAAGAAUUAUUUAUGCGUAUUCAACAGCAACAGAGAGCAGCUCAAGACAGCUUUAAAAAUAUAGAAAAUGAAUGCUCUACAAGUAAUACAGAUCAAAUUCUAGAAGACUGGUAUUCAGACGACGAGGACGACGAUGACGACGACGAAGGUGGAAAUUUAACGAUAGUACUUUCUAAUAAAGAUAAUCCAAAAGAAGAAAAUGAAUGUGCAGAAAAAACACAGAACACUGUGAUUAAAGAAGAAUGUCGGUCUACGACGUCUGCGCCUACUAUACCUCAGCCAGCUGCUAUCGUGGACAAACUUGGAGAUUUAAGUAAAAUUGACAUCAGUGCUGAGGUGUCAAAAUUAUUAUCUUCGCUUAAAGCGCAUAGUUCAACAAGCGGUAAAGGCAGUCAACAAGCCUUUAAUGCGAAGGAUUAUCCUUCAAAAAUGAAAUCUACCUCUCCUGAUAGAAUAUCAUCGGACGAGUCCAAUACUCAUGAUAAAAUGUGUAUUCCUGCUACGUUUAAUGCUUCGAAUCAGCUGUCGAAAAUUGAAAAUGAAACAUCGAGUCCGCAUUCUUCCCCUGGGCCAAGUUCCACGUCUAUAUCCAGAGAUCCUCGCAUGUCCAGAGAUCCCAGACAACGCAGGGAUGAACAGAAAUCAAACAGUCCUAGUCGGAUAGAAAGUAAAAAGGAAUCUAAGCAUCUCAGAUUAGAAACAAGUAUAUACAGUUCUGGUAUUACCGCAAGUGAUACAAAUAUGGACACUGAUCUUCGAACUAAAACUGAUCAAGAUCUCCGAAGAAAAGAUAUGGAUUUCAGGCAACAAUUUCAGACAAGCUUCGGAGAUACGGAUCUACGAGUUGUCGGUGCAGGAUUUACAGAUGCAUCGACAAAAUCAGACGUUGAUUUGCGACAAAUGUUAAGUUUACCAUUUAAACCUGCACCAUCUCAUGUACCUUGCACAGAAAUAGAUGCGAGUAUAUCUUCGCACCCUCCUAUGACGUACAAGGUAUACGUUGUCGACAUACCAAGGCCCGAUUACACGGGUCUUAAACUGACGAAAAAUGAUGCUCAAGUGAAAUAUGAUCCACGUUUGAGAAAAAUCUUUAGAAUAGGUAAAAUUGAAUUAGCCGAUUCCCCGAUGUCUCCGCCUCCGGUUAAACCAGACACUCCGAAGUCACCGCCCCAAGUUCGAUCUGACCCGCGACGAAAAGCUCUCGAGGCUUCCAAUUUAGCUCCUCAGAAUAUCAAUGCUUCCAUAAUGAAAAAUGUCCAGCAGCAAUCACCGUUGGAAAUGUCAAACAUGGGGAUGGGUCCUGGUGGGAUGUCUGUACCUCAGGGUAUGCCUGGCUCGCAAAGUAUGCAAGGUGGGCAGAGUAUAAUCCAUAUGGGUCCUAAUCCAAUGCUUGGAAAUAUGGGUCCGAUGGGUCCUAUGAUGAAUGCACCUAUGGGUCCUCAAAAUAUGCCACCGAUGAGUAUGGCAGGAAUGUCUAACAUGCCUCCAGGAAUGGCUAUUAACGGGCCAGUUGUACCUCAGGGUCAAAUGAAUUUUGAUCCACGUUUUAACGUCCAACGUAAUAAUGGUGCUGGACUUUUGGGUCCAGCGCCUGGUGUAGGCUUUGGACCGGAUGUUAAUCCUUCGUACGAUGGUGCACCAACUUAUCCGAGUGGUAAUUUUAAUAACUUUGGCCCUGGUCCUGGCCCGGUACCUCCAGAUUCUAACAUGAUGGGAUUCAGUCCGAACGGUCCAAAUCCAAACUUUGGUAUGGAUGGUCCUGAGUGGAGUGGAACUAAUCAGAAUAGACGUGGUGGUAAAAUUAGACGACGAAAUCGUAAUAGGACCAAUAUUGUGACUAAUAAUUAAUUGAAAUAAGCAAUUUUUGAGUAGGUACGUUAAGCGGAAGUACCUGGUGAUAAUUCUCAUUCUAAUUUAAAUUUGUACAGCAUGCAUUGAUAUAAUGCAUUCAUUUCUGCGGUCCAGAUUCAUUGAUUUUUGAUCGUGUCAAUUGUACAUGGUGUCAAAUGCUCGCUAGUGAUUAAAUAGUUAAUUAGAAUUUUAAGGUAUUAAACAAAUACUAAAAAAUUGUACAUGGAUACACACACACGUUUUCAAGCAUUUCUUAUAAAACAAUACAUACCAAAUGAAUGGUGUGAAUAAUGCUCAUAAACACGUGACGUUCUAUAUUUUAUUUAAAAAAUAUAAAGCAUAUUCUACAUGAAAAGUAUAUACAAAAUACAUUUAUUAUUCUAUAGGUAAUUGCAAAAUGAAAUUUUCUGUGAGAAAACACGUAUCUGUAUAUAUUGAAUACCUUUAAAUUCAUUCGAAAAGACAUUUAAUACAUAAGAUAUAUACGAUAAAUGAAAAUCAUUUAAUUAUAUUGAUUGAUUUAUAUCUUUUUUUAUGUCUUCCAUGUAUAAAUACGUGACACAAAUAUAUAUGUAUAUGAUUCAUGUGUACGCGGUAGUUUUGGCUUUUAGAACAGAUGUAUAGAUUUUAUUGAAUUAUGUUGAAAUAAUUAUAAAACGUUCAACUAUUAAAUGGCUUAAGGCCUACUAAUGAAAACUAAAACACCAAUGAUAUAACAGUACACAACUUAAUAUGAAAAUGCAAUAUUUUGUAAAGUUAAUGUAUUUAUAAGAAUUUUGAAAGUAACUGUACAUGAAAAUACUUUUUUACUUACAUUAGAAUUUGAAAAAUAUAGAUGGGGAGGGUAUAUGUAUAAAAUCUUUCAUUUAGAAAAUUUGCAAAAAUUGCAAUUGUAAUUAUUUAAAUUGUUGUGAAAUUUAGGUUUUAUAUUACUAGACAAAAUUUUAUCUAGUAAAUAUCAUUUGUAAAUUCUGUGGUAUAAACACAUGGUUCCAUGCUGAUGCUAAAUACACACUUACCUGUUAAAAUGCAGAUUAAAAGUACUUUCUCUUUGAAAGAUAAUAUUAGAAAUGGAGUAUACAUUUAAAGAUUGUUUAGUCAUUAUCCACUGUUAAUCUAUAAAUAUUUUUUUUUAUUAUUAUUAUUAUUAUUAUUAUUAUUAUUAUUAUUAUUCU
Messenger RNA from Osmia lignaria (orchard mason bee), 6166 nucleotides. It is a transcript of the gene su(sable), whose product is annotated as suppressor of sable. Gene Ontology annotation, biological process: negative regulation of DNA-templated transcription. Gene Ontology annotation, molecular function: metal ion binding; RNA binding. Lineage: Eukaryota; Metazoa; Arthropoda; Insecta; Hymenoptera; Megachilidae. The record is from RefSeq and is a predicted model, not a curated record. Gene Ontology annotation, cellular component: nucleus.